GACAUGUGUCAACAGAACUAAAUCAGCAUGUACAUAGACAGAUACGCCUGACUGUAUUCUUGCUAGCUAUAGCUAAUUCCAACGACAAUGUUACCAUUAGGAGCAGGUUGAUUUAGCACGAACUACAGAAUCUAUAUAUCUACCUAUCUGCUGCAAAAACAAAUCGCUCUAUUCCACAUUCCUGUUUAAGACCCGGAUGUUAUGGCUCCUACUAAGUGGGGUUUCCAUGGAAAUUGUCAACACUAAUACAAGUUGCCUUGGCUUUACGAACAAAGUAGUGUAUCUGCUGGCUAAAUGUAAUUAUUGGCAUGGAAACAAUGGACGUGGAUGAAUUGUUAACUGAAUGUCAAUCUAAAGGAUUUGACUGGUUAAAUAUUAGUAAUCGCGAACUGGUUGUACUACCCGUUGCCGUGUCAAAAUUAACACAUUUGAAAAGACUGCUACUAAACGACAAUCACCUCCUAUUGCCACCAAGCGAGAUUCUCGAUCUGGAGAAGCUUGAGGAGCUGGUGCUUGAUGGCAACCGUUUGACUGUGCUUCCCAGUACUAUAGGAUCCUUGAAACAUCUAACAUUUUUGGGUGUGAACCGAAACCCCCUAACCUUCCUGCCAGAGGCGCUGGGAGACCUCGCCGAGCUGAGGGAACUCUGGGCGGCUGCUUGCGGCCUCGUCUCGUUGCCGAGCUCCAUCGGCAGACUCGGACAGCUCAGGAAACUCGGUGCGCACAACAACAGCAUCUCAGCCGUUCCCUCCGAGCUUGGACUCCUCAGCAGGCUUCGGUGGCUGAACCUCGCCGGCAACCAUCUGCAAGACCUCCCCGAGGAUAUGAAUCAGCUGGAGUCUCUGGUUUUCCUGAAUUUGGACAGGAAUUACUUUCUGCAUGUGCCAAGGCCAUUAUCAGACAUGGCCAGUCUUCAUGUGCUGUCCAUGAAGUCCAACCAAAUCACAUCUCUGGCAGAUGACAUGAUCCUCGGAUUUAGCAGGAUGACAAAACUUGACCUCAGAGAGAACCCAUUUCGAGACAGGCCAAAACACUGGAAGGGUUUGGAUUUCAUUUUGCUGGGAGACGUGAAAGAAGUAGAAGUUACAGAUACCCAUAAAACUGUUUCAUAGACAGUAUAAUCUUAAAUUGUACAAACUACGAGACUGAAAGAUUGUAACUGUACGAAAGUCUGAUUAUUAUCACUGUAAGGCCAUUCCGUGCAGUAUGUUUAGACCAGGAACAUCUUGCAAAUUAAAAAUCAUUUCAAGUCAUGUCAAAAAAAAAAUUUCUUUUAAUUUUUAAGAGCAGUAUUUUACAAUGUACUACAUUUGAUCAUGUUUUACAGUGUAAUGGUAGGAGAUGUAGAUGAACAGUUUGAUGACACGUGAAGAGCAUAUACAGCCAUUGCCUGUGUAAAGGCCAUCAUUUCACACACCUCACUGCUCUUUCUUCAUCUGAUGUAAUGCUGUAUUUUUCAUUGUGAGCUUUAGAAACUAAGAACCCAGGGUGGCCUGGAAGGAAGUCAUGCAGUUCGCCCGAAAACCUUGUCAUUGCAUCAAUGAAAACAUAUCCUGUGAAGAGAAGAAAGAUAAGCUGUAAUAUACGUUUCCGAUCAUGUUGGCGUGGACACCAUGUGAGCACGUCUGCAAAGAAAGUAUGUUACACAAACUCUUUGUCACUUUUCAUGUGUUACUGAGUGUUACUGAGUUAAUGUGGUACAUGUUCAUUUCAAAUCUGUUAGCUUUAAAAAGUCUACAUUACCUGUGACCAUGUUAUUGACGGGGUACUGCUGUACAUUACAGCACUGGGAAGUUUGUUUCUGAGGUGUUGUCAAUACGUCAGCUUCUUGGCUUACAUGAAAUGAUUAAAAAUGUGUAAGUACACAAUUGAAUAGCUGACUUUUAUGUCACUAGUUGCAUUCUACUGUACAGUCACAUGUCUAAACGGUAAACACCCAUAGGCUAAUAAAGGACCUGUUUUCUAUUUUAGCCGAUGAAGAAAGAUGUUCUGUCCCCUGAAACACACAUAGCAGGUUAUUGCUCAAAAUUGAGCAAAUUAGGACCCCUAGUGGAACGAGCAUCAACUGAUCCAA
Conger conger (European conger) is the source of this 2074-nucleotide messenger RNA. RefSeq lists its product as uncharacterized. Gene Ontology annotation, molecular function: protein binding. The transcript has 4 exons. The coding region runs from base 309 to 1112 and encodes 267 amino acids. The record is from RefSeq and is a predicted model, not a curated record. NCBI's taxonomy places the organism in Eukaryota, Metazoa, Chordata, Actinopteri, Anguilliformes, Congridae.